GUGAGUAACUUUCUCAUUUUGCAUGUCCUAUUGUAGAGAACAGGUUUUCAAAACAUCCAGAGAAAAGGUUUUGCUUGCAAGUUUUAAGUGAUCACUAGCCCUUUGUUUAUUAAAAUAUGUCCCCUACUCUGUAUGCUCAUUUAUACUCACUCCUAACAGCUAUGGCCUUUUGAAGCUACAUGGAAAAAUAGUAGCAGGUGAAAGGUUAUUUUUCUUGAUGCCAGCCUAGAACUAGCCUGUUAAUUAUCUUAAAAGAGAAACAUAUUGGCCCAGUUAGUCCUUAACUGAUGUAAAUCAACAUAGCUCCAUCAACUUCCAUGGAGCUAUGACAAUUCAUACCACCAUUUGCUCUGACCCACUUUCUCUAAAGGCACCUAUUAUUAUAACAGCACGUAAUUGUCAGAUUACUAUAGAGUCUAGGGAGAAUAUACCCCCUCCACACUAACUAGCAGAUGGUAGGUGUCACUCCUGCUGAUAAUAUUUCUGUUACCUGAGGUUUUUCCAUUUAGUUGGAAAUUUUAACUGGAAUAUUUUGUUAGCAGUGUUUCCCAAAUGGUGGGUUGCAGGCCUAUGGGUGGGGGGAGGCAGGGAUUGGAAAACAAGCCCACCCCACACUCCCUGCUUAGCUGCGGCUCCUGUCCUGCAGGGCUGGGCAUGGUUCCCUGCUCUGGGUGUUGUGACCUGGCACACAGUGCUGCUUGGGGGCAGCUGGGCCAAAUUUUAGCAAGCAGAGAUGUGACCUGGUGCACCGGGUUUCAGUGCUACUCAUUCAUGUUUGGCCACUACCCCAUCCUAAUAGAGGGGUGGCCAAGCCAAAUUUCAGUGAAUGGCGUUGCCAUUGCUAGACUGCGUGCCAAAUUCCUCAUCCCCCACCUUAGGCUUAAGAACCCUGAACUCUAGCAUGAACUGCAAUGUCAAAGUAAUGUUUACACAGCUUUGUUUAGCAUGCUAGCACGAGUCUUGCUAGCACAAAUCUGUUGCCCUUGGCUGGGGGGUUUGCUGCCAGAUGUAGGGUAGACAUGUCUUAAGUGUGCGCCUGUCAGCUGAGGACUUCUUGCUCUGAGAGUCCUUGAAGACUGGGCUCCAUCUUCUCCGCAGAGCUGGAGACAUGUUCAUACUGUUUCAUUCUUUCCAUUUUUCCCUCAACAUACACAACUCUGCAACCCCAGUGUCUCUAGAUUAGACCCUCAGUUAUGCCCAUGGAAACCCACUGAGGGCUAAUGGGGUUGCACAGAUGUCACUGGGGGCCCACUUUGGCUUGUAGAAACUUUGUUACAGAUGACCAUGUGAGAGAAGGAAUGCCUGACUCUGAGACCCCAGGCUGAGUUUGCAGGAGUAGCAGGCAGGAGAACAAGCUUAUUACUUGCAAGCUUAUCAGAUUUGAUCUGGAACUCAAUGAUGCGCAAUGAAAAUGGAGCCCCACGCUGUCAUCUGUACAGAGUCACUGUUUAGGAUUGAACUGAACUUGAAAGAACAAAUUUUUAAAAAGUGUCAGAAACAAUUAAAAAACAAAAUCCUCCCCAUUUCAAAAUAUAAAAAUAAAAAAUCAGACACCUUAAAGUUUGGAAAGAUUGAUUGAAUCAUUCUUGUGGGCCCUUAAGUUUCUGUGCCAUCCAGCACCAUUUGCAAGGGCCAGAUUUGCAAAGGUAUUUAGGUGUUUAAAGAUGCAGGUAAUCUCCCUAGGUGUCUAACAAGUGCCUAAGUGAGUUAGGCACCUAAUUUAUGUUGAAAGCAAAUAAGAAUUAGGCAUCUGUCUCACGGAGGUGCUUAGCACCUAUCUGCUUCUUUAUAUACCUAAGUACCUUUGUAGAUCUGGCCCAAGGUCUGCAAAUGAACCAUCAAUUAUUUUUCCUCCAAAAGGUUUAUAACAAGUGCUCCCUAGAAAAGGUACCUCUUAUGCCAUUGCAAAGCUAAAGCUAAGUAGGAAAGAAAAUGGAGGCUCUGGUUACUUUAAAUUGAAAUCCUCAGGGUGAGGAGGAGGAAAAAGCAUUUUGCCUGAAUAACUGAACUAAAAAUCUGGGAAGAGGAUGACUGUAUAGGUCUAUAGUUUAAGAUGUGACCCUUAUCUGCAUUGUCCAUGACCUCAGACAUGAUGGUUCUGUAAGUGCUAGCAUCCAUCUGCUUUAAGAGUUCUUAUAGAUACAUACAGUGCUCUCUUGAUGUAAAUAGAAUCAAUAGAAAUCUCAGGGUUAAGCAUUUGGGGGACCCACCCACUCAUAUGUUUCUACCCUCUCCAGACCUCUCAACCUAAUGGUUUGUACAUUGAUUAGACUUUGAGUUGUAGUUUUCAUUGUGUCAUUGCCCUUCACAGAUGAAGAGAGCAGUUCAGACUAAUGCAGUUUCUUCCAUUGCAGUUCCACUUGCAUCUCAGGAUCAUUCCCUUUCUGUUCUUCAUCUUUAAUCUUAAAUCCAAAGAGGGGAGUCGCAGUGCUAGGUCACCGCACUUUGAAACCCAGGGCUGAAAUCUCUGUUUGAAGUCUCUGCGGUGAAGUUGUUAUUUACAUCACUUGGAAAUAGCUGUGGAGGUGCCCUUCUUGGGUUGCUAAUGCAGCAUCACAGAGUAUGUCUACACUGCAUUGUAAACCCAGAUUUGUGGGACUAGGUGUUUCCAAGUCCACACUUGAGCGUCCACACUGCAUCGUAAAGCUGGGUUUACAAUUGCUGGACCCGGGUCUCAGACUUAGUCUGUAGUGUAGAUAUACCCUAAGUGUUAGGUUACGUUAGUACCCAACUAAAAUAAUCAUGGCAACAAAAAACAGCACAGUUCCAUGUGCCACUGGGCCAGAAGAUUGUUCCAUGUACUGUCAGACUCAGACCCAUCCUUGGUGAUCUAUGGAUUUGUGACAUCCAGGUUUGAUUAUUGCAAUUUACUAAUACAGACUGAGCUGGUAGUGCCACUGUAGUUAAUGUUGGCUGAUGUUUGCUAUUAAAAGACCUUGUUUUCAUUUAUAACUUUGUCAGACUUUAAGCAUUUGGGCUGAAAUUUCCCAUGCUGGGUGUUUGCCUCAGGCUGAAUUUCUUUCUUUCUUUCUUUCUUUCUUUCUUUCUUUCUUUCUUUCUUUCUUUCUUUCUUUCUUUCUUUCUUUCAAGUUUUAUCAAAAAAAGGUUAAGCUGCUGCCAAGAACGAGAUUAGGGAAAAUAUGUUUUGCUUGUGUUUAAAAAAAAAUUCUUAUAGCUGUUUUGUUGAGAAGCACUAGAACUUCCAUGCUUUGGAGCAAGGACUUGAAAUUUGGAGGGAGUGUCGCUCUGGUGUUAGGGAUGUCUUUUGCUGUCCCAGAAAACAUUAGCUAAAUUUGACUAAGCCUUUGAAAAAUUUCAAUUUGCUCAGUAGAGACUUGUUAGAGUUUGGCAGCUAAAUUCUCUGAAGAUUCCACCUUUGCUAGGUAUGCUCCAUUUCCUCAUCGCUCCUGCGUACUGUGCAUGCACCAUCCCCGCGGUGUGACUGAGUAUGCCGUAACCCCUGAUUUCAUGUGCUUAAUAGAACUUUCCCUGCAAUUGCUGAAUGAGGCAGCGGUCCUGUGAAAAAAGUAGUAUGUGAUCAUGUCACUAAAGGCUGUCUCAUAAUGCAUAUGCACAAUGCAGCUGAAUUAAAAUUGCAUAGUCAGUCAUAAUGUUGGAAUUUUUCAAUGUUUGAGUGCUUGACUUUGCAACUGUGGUGUUUUUUUAAUGUAGCUUUUUGUGUAAAAUCUUUUAUGUAUUUGAAGAAUGGCAUGUUAUGUUUCUGUUCUCCCCUCUCUGAAACAAGCAGGGUGGAUCCCUGACUGUGAGUAUGUUAUUCCUUACAGGGAAUAUUUUCAGGGAGUCAGGUAAAUACCAUCAGUUCUCCUCUCCCCAUUUUUACCUUCUCCCUGUUCUGUCUCCCUGCUGUUUACCUCCCUAAGUCUUCUUCAGUUAAUACUGUAACAGUCCAUCCUGCCUUUCCUACUGGAUGCCAUAGCCCAAAUUCCAAGCGGAAGUGUAAAUGGGUGUAAGUUACAUUUCUUUACACUGACCUAAGGGACUGUAGGUCAGUGUAAGUGGCUUGACAAGGAGGCAGAAGAAUGUGUAAAUUACACUGGUUUAUGUUCUUUUGUAUUCCCUGCUGAAUCUGGCCCUAUUUAUCUGUCCUGCCAUGCUGUAUCAGUACUCCAGAGGCCAGCUUCUAGGGAAUGCAGUGGCACAAGCCAAGUGAUGGCAGUCAGGAGCAAAGGAAGGUUAGACCAUUAGAACCUUACACAUAGGUUUCUUUUAAGUUUAUUUAAAAAUUAAACUAUUGGCCUGGUUUUGAAGAGAAACCAGAUUUUGACUGCAGCUAACUAGCAAUAAACUCCUUACCACUCCUGUGUCCAUGACACUUUGUAGAGAAAGUGAUAAGGCACAAAAGGGGAAGUUGGAGGCUCUUACAACAGCAAGACUGUAGUAAAUAGUUCUCUGUCAUCUCUGUUCAUCCAUAGAGGCCUUGGUUGCUAGAUCCCAAAGUAGGCUCAUGGAAAAGCUAGAAGAGUUGUGUGCCAAGCAGUCCAAAGCAUUGUCUCCACGCCACAGGAAGCCAUUGGCCACGUUUGCUCACUUUCAAGAACACCGAGGAGAUCAGAAAGAAGUCAUCUUCCCGUCACCUUCCCAGAGCUGUCGAAGUAUGGAUAUGCCAAAACUGCAAUAUACAGCAGAGCUCCCAACAGUGUACAUUGAUUUACGGGAUGCUAAAUCACACAAAUCAGCGUUACCGUCCGUUGAAAAUCAAAGCUUGAGUGACAGCUCCACUGAAGACGAGGAGGAUACAACAGUUAAGGACCAACAGAAAACAAAGGAGAGAGUGCAAGAUUCUUCCCAAGGACCACGGGAUUGCACUGGGAAAAGCCUGCUGUUGCAGCAACUCCGUAACUUCCGUAAAGAAGCAUCUCAGCCUCUUGCUAACGAGGCCUCUAAGCAGGUGCUAAGAGAUGAAGGAGUGAGCCAGGAUCUUGAGAGCCCAGAAGAGAUGGGCACCCUGAAAAUCAGGAGAAAACGCUAUCUAAGAGUGAGAGGGGAGGCAAACAAGGUGACUUCCAGGUGGCUGGUGCGCUCAGACUCUCAGAGGGGAAGUCCCCCCUUGCCAAACCAUGUGAAACAUGAAGCUGAUUCUUCAAGGGAAAACCAGAAAGAGACUGAAGACACACUACAUUCAGGAAGUGCUUCAGAGCCCCCUCUAAAUAAAGCAGCAGAAUCCCCAAGGGCAGAAGAAAGCCCGAGAGAGCUGUCCCUAAAGGAAAAGCAGAUGAAAGAGAAGCACAGGAGACAGAGACUCCAGGAGCAGCUGGAGCAAUUGCAGCCUCAACACUCGGUCACUGGAAAGCAGCCCAUGGCAGAGAAAACUCCUGUUUUGUUUCACCCGGAAGCUUCUUAUUUGCCAGCUAUUAACACGUUGCCAAGUGCAGACAGCGUUAACGGUGAGAUGCUUCUCAUGACGAUUUGGCUCGCCAGUUGUGGACAGGUAGCCACAUGUGGUCAGCACAGUGGACGCUUCCCAGACACUGUCUUGACAGCAGUCGGCAUCUACCAGGCUCUUGUUACCUGGCUUCUCUCCCUGACAAUGGCUGACCCAAACAAGGUAAAAUCAUGUCCCGAUCCAGCUCAACUUGAAGUGAUUGGAGAGACUCCCUUUGAGGUACCUCCCUUGAAAGUGAAAGGUGGGCUCAAAGCCCCGUUUCAGGUGCUGGGUCUGCAGCAGGUCUGGCGAGAGGAUGGGCUGGCACUCUACGCUUGCCUAAUUCCAGCAGACGAAUCUCUGGCACAGAACAGCACCAAGAUCCGGAAGCAUAAAGCUAAGGAAGCUCUUCGAGGAACAUCCAUUUUUUACCAGCAGAUCUCUAUGUACCUCUCCCAUACAUGGCUUCCAAAUGUUAUCUGGUGGAGCAGAGAACUGACCAGUCGCCUCCAGAACCAACUAUAUCCACUCCUUCCGGAGAUUCCUGCUGUACGGCUCAACUGCAUCACUGCUCUUAACCCUGACCCUAAGGCAGUGGAGAAAGCAUUUGCAAUGCCAGCUGGGUUCUACUGGCAGACAGUAGAGACUGAUGAAAAAUACUUCCUUAACAGUAGUGACAUUGGGGCCAGUGCAGAUAUAGACACUGAGGUUGCUGUGGCAUUGCUGUUUGAAACCCUACUCCGAACUCCUUUGGCCGUCCAUCACAUGUUACAGCUGAUCCUCAGCUCUGGUUUGGAUAUCUGUGGGCUCCGCCUGCUCUAUCCCGAGCACAGCGUGCUGCUCUCUAGCACAGACAAGCUGCCUUCUACUUACACUCCAGAGGCUGGCAAGGCACCACCUGUGCUGGCUUUAGGCUUGAGAGGGCCAAAAGCACGGAGCGCCUUGCAAGAUAUCAUAGGGCCCUCGGAUCCACAGCUAGCCAGCAUGACAGACUGCGGCUCCAUCAAUGCCAUCUACUGCAGGAGCCAAGCCGAGCCCCUCGCCUACCUGCCCCACACAGGCAGCCGUGUGCACAGGGAGCUGUGCCUCUUGUUCGGAGGAAGAGCAUGCUGUGAUGAGGUGCUUCAUGUUGGUGUCCAGAAUCCUGCCUGCAAAUAUAACAAAUCAAGACCUCAGAGUUCUUCAUCUAAUAGAGUAAAUGCUGACCAAGAGAGAGCUGAUCUCCAGGACAUGGCACUGUCCAGACCUCCAGCAACACUGGUCUCGACCACCAAAGGGGAUGUCAUUUUGGUUGUGUCACCUGCUGUGCCUCCUCAUGCAUACGGGGAUGUGAUUUCAACCUGUACUCAGAGAGGCUUUACUCUGCAGGGAAUCAGGCAGCUGCGACUUUCUCCCAAGCGAGCCAUCAUGCUCAGCAUGACAACAAGUCAGAUGGCUGUAUUUUGCCCUAACAAGACUUCAAGUCCCCCUGAUAAGAGAUCCUCAAGAGAAGAACCUCCUGCUGAGCCACGCUUGCACUGUCUGAUUUUACUGCUGAGAAAGGAGAAUGCUGGCCAUCAUGUUCCUGCAUUGGUGAAAGGACUGAUGAAUGAACUGGCAGAACGAGGACUCCUUGGGGAGGUACGAAGCAACUUACCUCCCAGUGCUGAACUGGAACCUGCAUUGUGUAUUCACGUGACUCCCUAUACUGACAGCUUGUUGCAGACACUGGGAGGCAAUCUCAGUGCAGUGCCACACUCGUGUAAUGUUCCUCUGGAUCUUUUAUGCCACCGAACCUACGCCUCGGAUCCUGAAAUGGAACAAGUUGUCAUCCUGACACUGAUUGGAAAGGAAGCCAUGAAGAGUGCUGGCCAUCUUCUUUGCCAAAUCCUUCAUCCUGGCUUCCAGAAGCAACCUCAAAACCCAGAAGGACUUGACCCAGGGUUUGAGCUUCUGAGCCUCAAGUGGUUGCACCGUCUCACUCGGAGUCAGGCCAAAGAAGUAACCCCUUUCGAGGUGGGAGAUACCUCCUGGCAAAGAAGCAUCAAUAUGCUGAUGUCCAGCCCAGCUCUCAUCUGUGCGCUGCGGAGAGUCAGUGCCUUUGGGGUUCUUGCUGAGACCCUGAAGAAGCUGACGCUGCUGGGAGACAAGACAAGCACUAACACCAGUGACCUUCAGAGAGUGAUGGCCUUGACCCCAGAGAUGGCCUUCAGGCAGGCAGUCCUCUUCUUCACCGAGAAAGAGUUCAUAGCUGAUUGCAAACGUCGCCCUGCUAUGAAGUACCUGCCACCAUCUGUCAGAGGUUCCAGGGCUGAAGGGGGAGAGACUCGGAGAGGCCACGCAGAGCCAUUGUUCACCUACAUGCAAGCAGGAGCCCAGCUUCUUUGUACUGUGUUGCUGAUCAAACCUGGUGUCUGGGCUCAUAGCCUUGCUAGAAUCCUCCGAAAACUAGACCUAGAAAAAUUCAGCCUUGUUGGGAUGAAACACAUAAGCCUGAAACCAGACAUUGUCUUAGGACUCCUCUCAUCUGAAGCUGAACAGGAGCCUGCAAUUUUGGAAGCUCACUGCAGCUACCUCACCUCUGGUUCCUCCCUCGUGUUGUGCCUGCAGAGACAGAAUGCUGUAAAGAAGCUGGUAGACUUAUUGGGGCCAGAGGACCCUACGCUGGCUCAAACACUAGACCCAUGCUUUUGGAGGGCUCAGUACGGUGCCAGCUCAGUCCAAAAUGGAUUUUACGGCUCCAGAUCCUAUCACGCUGCUGUCCGAGAUAUGAAGUUGUUUUUUCCAGAAGGGCUGUGCUGUGCCGAUUCCUGGGUGCUAAAGGAAGAAGAGAUUUGUAACAUGAAAUGUGACCCGAUAGUCAGACCGGAAAUCAGCAAGCGGCACAGGAUUGUAAAACAUGAAACAAGAAGGCAACUCAAUUUCCUGGGCUCCAAGCAGCAGCAUAGUCUAGACCUGCCAUUGCUUGAUACACUCUGCCAAACCACUUGCCUGAUACUUCCCGGGAUAAUCCUUCGGGGUUCAGAGCGCCCGCCUUACCUUGGACUGCUAGACCAGUUGAUUGGCAGAGAUUUCACAGUGACAGGAAUACGGCUCACCGUGCUGGACAAAUCACAGGCUCACCUCAUCUCUGAGACACUGAGCACUGAGGGGUGCGAUGUUUCGACAAUGCAUUCCCUGUUGGACGGGGCAUGUCUGGUGGUAGCAGCACAGCGAGACAAUGCCAUUAUUUGCUUUGAGUCCCUGCUGGACAGUGGCCGCUGGCAGAAGCAGGCUGUGCUGGACUGCAUGCAGCAUCUUCUGUAUCCCCAAACAGAGAAACAGGCUGAGGAGCUGCUCUGUUGCCUUUUUGACUCCUUGACAUCCAACAGCUUCUUCCGCAUCGAAACCCUGGAUUCCUAGUCAGGAUUUUCUGUUCUCCUGACCAGCCCAACUGCAAAUCCUGUCAUGGUAUCAGUACAGGUGCACGCCCUCGGGACUCCACUGGUAGAACAGCCUUGUAACUAUUUGUUAUUAAAAUGUC
Molecule: messenger RNA, 8885 nt
Organism: Caretta caretta (loggerhead turtle)
Lineage: Eukaryota; Metazoa; Chordata; Testudines; Cheloniidae
Source: RefSeq, a predicted model, not a curated record